AUGGUUCAAAUAGAGAUUCCAAAAGGCGAAAACUACGGAGCAGAAUGGGAGAGGAGAAAGUAUGUUCCUAAAGAUGGGGAACCUGAAUUGCCACCUCAGAUUGCACAAUUUGCCAACAAGGGUGCUGAUGAGGUGAUGCAAGAACUCAAUCGUUUGCCUUUUUUCAUGACUAAAUUGGAUGAAACUGAUGGCGAAGGAGGAGAGAAUACCGAACUAGAGGCACUAAAAUCGUUAGCAUACGAGGGAGAACCCGAAGAGAUAGCAACAAACUUCAAAAACCAAGGGAACGACUGCUUUAAAGCAAAGCAGUACAAGAAUGCAUUGAUUUAUUAUACAAAGGGAUUGGAAGUGGAUUGUGGAGUGGAUGAAUUAAACAAGGCAUUGUAUUUAAACAGAGCCGCGUGCAACCUCGAUCUACGCAACUAUCGUCGAUGUAUAGAGGAUUGUAAAAAGGCUUUACUUAUUGAUGAAAAGAAUGCAAAAGCAUGCUUUAGAUCAGGAAAGGCAUUUUUGGCGAUUGACAGACUCGACGAAGCAAAGCAAAUCCUCGAGUAUGGAUUGGGCUUUGGUGAGAAUGCAGAUCUAAAGAUCUUGUUAGAUAAAGUUGAAAAGAAAAUUGCCGAGGUGCAAGAGCAGAAAUCAAAGAAGGAGCAUCAGUUGAAGGAGCAGCAAAUGAAGCAGGAAAUUUUGACCACUUCUAUGAAAUUGAGACAUAUUGAGGUAGUGAAAAGUAUCAACCCCCCUGAAAUUAUAAAGGAAGCAAAAAUCCGACUCGAGGAUCCUAUGGAUUAUCAAUCGCAAUUAAUAUUUCCCGCUCUAAUAUUAUACCCUACGAUAGAUGAGUUUGAUUUCAUUGCCGAAGUAAGCGAGCUAAGUACACCUUUGGAGAUAUUGGAGUUGAUACUCAAUAGACCAAAAGAAUGGUUUGAUGAAAAACAUAAAGAGUUUCACGUGAAAACAUUAGUCUGCUUUAUGGAAACAAUAAGUGGUGGGUUGGUCAAAAUUGGUAAAAAAAUAGAGAUUAAUCAAGCGUUGAUGAAAGAUACACCUAAAGUGCCACUAUUCGAUGGUGCAUUAAAGUUGUAUGUAGUGCCCAAAUCAGAGGCAGAUUCAUGGCCAUCACAGUGGAACAAAUUUGCAGCUCUACAAGCAAGAAAGGAAUUACAAUAA
Lodderomyces parapsilosis is the source of this 1170-nucleotide messenger RNA. RefSeq names its product HSP70/90 family co-chaperone (gene CNS1). Gene Ontology annotation, molecular function: Hsp90 protein binding. The record is from RefSeq and is a predicted model, not a curated record. Gene Ontology annotation, biological process: protein folding. The transcript has a single exon. NCBI's taxonomy places the organism in Eukaryota, Fungi, Ascomycota, Pichiomycetes, Serinales, Debaryomycetaceae. The coding region runs from base 1 to 1170 and encodes 389 amino acids.